CCCGUGCAGGACCCCGUGUGUGCGGGCCCGGGCUGCAGGCGGCGUGGGCAGGUCUCCAGGGGCAGCCGUGGGGCUCCCCCUUGUGCGUGCGGGGCGCUACCGGGUCCCCCCGGGGGGCGCGGAGCCCGCCGGACCGGCGGCUGAUGGCAGCUGCGCAGGAUGACACGGGCCCAUCACGUGGGUGAGCCCUCCCCGCCCCUCGCCGUACGGGACCCACGGGCCGCUGCCGCUGCCGCCCAGGGGACUCCGCCAGCGGCCGCGCCGUGCGCCACAGCUCGGAGAGUCCGGCAGCCGCACGGAGCCUCAGCGACCCGUCCCCAGCACCCCGACGCCCAUCCGCGCUGGGCUUCCGCUGCAGGAGGCGGCCCGGCCCGCAGCCCGAGAGUGAGUGAGCGAGAGAGAGGUCUGAAGAAUGAUAGAUUAAUCUGGGAAGGUGAAUGACGCUAAAGGUGGAAAUACAAUAGCAGAACACUAACAAAUUAAGAGGAUGGAGGAAAGAUGUGAUGUGUACAACAAAGAAAGUUACAGAAAUUCAGAGAUCUCCCAAGACCAAAUAAUCCUCCUUCAUUGUCUUUUGAAAGGCAUGUCUACUUGGUGGGAUAACGUGCCUUACAGCGGUGUGACUGCUAAAGCACGAUGGUGUAAACUUCCAAAUUUUAAAAUAUAGGAAAGGAAAAAGCAAGCACAGUUACUUCUUCCAUUCUGAAUGUGAACUUUGUCACUAUAAUUCAGAAAGAAGAAUACAAAUGCAAAAAAGGUGAACUAUUUCCUGGACUGGCCACAACAUAUCGGUAUAUGUACAAAGUGUUUAGAAACUUGUACUUGUCAACUUGCCAAACUGGUUUUUGCUGCACAUCUGACAGGAUGAACAAGCCAAAGAGAGGCUUUUUGUUGUAUUGGAAGAAUAGUGACUGCUGCCUGGUUUAAAGUAAACUUAAGACUGCAUGCAUUUGCCUGACGAAAUGAAAGAAGUGGCAUUUUGGUCACCCAAAGAGGUGGCAAAUUGGCUGAUGGAGAAUGCUGUGCCAGAAUACUGUGAACCAUUGGAAUUUUACACUGGGCAGGAUUUGAUCAAUCUAACUAAGGAGGAUUUUAAGAAGCCACCUUUGUCACGUGUGUCUUCUGACAAUGGACAGAGGUUGUUGUACAUGAUAGAAACUUUAAAAAUGGAGCACCACAUUGAGGCGCACAAAAAUGGGCAUGCCAAUGGUCACCUCCGCAUCAGUACAGAUGUCACCACAAGUGAAAAUGAUUUCAGCACUAAAAUCAAACUGAAUGGGAUGCCAAAUGGAUAUAGGAAGGAGAUGAUAAAGAUCCCCAUGCCAGAGCCAGAGCGUUCCCAGUAUCCUAUGGAGUGGGGGAAGACUCUCCUGGCUUUUCUUUAUGCACUUUUCUGUUUCAUCUUUACCACAGUGACGAUCUCAGUCGUCCAUGAACGAGUGCCUCCCAAGGAGGUGCAGCCUCCCCUACCAGAUGCAUUUUUUGACCGUUUUAACCGUGUGCAAUGGGCCUUUUCUAUUUGUGAAAUUAAUGGCAUGAUCCUUGUAGGACUCUGGUUAAUUCAAUGGCUGCUCUUAAAAUACAAAUCUAUUAUCAGCAGAAGAUUUUUCUGUAUAGUUGGCACACUAUACCUAUAUCGGUGUAUUACGAUGUAUGUAACUACACUGCCAGUACCCGGUAUGCAUUUCAACUGCUCUCCAAAGCUCUUCGGAGAUUGGGAGUCUCAUCUGAGGAGGAUAAUGAAAUUGCUUGCUGGAGGGGGGUUAUCUAUCACAGGAUCCCACAACAUGUGUGGUGACUAUCUCUACAGCGGCCACACAGUCAUGUUAACACUUACAUAUUUAUUUAUCAAAGAGUAUUCACCUCGGCGACUUUGGUGGUAUCAUUGGAUUUGUUGGGCUCUUAGCAUAGUUGGGAUGUUCUGUAUUCUCUUGGCGCAUGACCACUACACUGUGGAUGUGGUGGUGGCUUACUACAUCACUACAAGGCUUUUCUGGUGGUAUCACACAAUGGCCAAUCAGCAAGUGCUAAAAGAAGCUUCCCAAACUAACCUCCUUGCACGGGUGUGGUGGUACAGGCCCUUCCAGUACUUUGAAAAGAAUGUUCAAGGAAUUGUACCUCGCUCUUACCAUUGGCCCUUCCCCUGGCCGGUGCUGCAUCUCGGUAGACAAGCUAAAUACAGCAGACUGGUGAAUGACACAUAACAGCUGUUAAAAGUGCGGGGGAAAGGAACUGUCCAAAGUGCUCAGAACUCCAUGAGAGAAGAUGCCAUAAAAAAGUGAACUGCUCCCUAAUCCUUUAUCUUUUAACCAUUUCCUUGACUUAACCAAUUCAGUUACCUGGAAAGCACUGUGAUCUUUUUUUUUCUCUCCAAAGGAUCUGCGUUGGACAACAAUAAAGAAAAUUUAACUUAUCAUGCACUGUAUACAUUUCUUGUUAAUAGAUUUGGGAUUUACAUUACCCAUCACCAUGUUCCUUUGUAUAUGAUGCGACAGCAUAAAUGAAAACUUUUAUAUCAUAUGUUCUGGUCUUUCCAGUCACAUCUGGGAAUAAAACGUAUUAUUUUCUUGGGAAAACAUACUUUUCAUAUCUCUUGCCCCAAAGAUUGGGCUGUAAGCCAUUUUCUAGCAAAUGUCUAUAUGAAGGUUUCUAAAUACCUGACUGGGGAAAAAUUAAAACUCUUUCUACCUGUUACACCAAUGUUACAAAUAAAAUGAUAAGACACAGAAAAGUUUAGUAACUUUUGAUUUUGUAAAAUCUGCAGUGACAGUGUCAAAAAGUGCAAAAAAUAAUAUUCUGUUGUAAAGUGAUUUUCUAAGUAUUUCCUAACUUUAUUUUUCAAAAUAUGUAUGAAGACUAAAUUUAAAAAGAUUUUUACAUGUCAGAGAAAAGAGAGUUAAAAUAAAAAAUGCUUCUUGGAAGAGAGAGAUUUGUCUAUGUUUCUAGUGCCUUUCUUGUCUUGAUUGUAUGGUCAGUAGGCAGUCUUAGAUGUUCUUAUUUAAAAUAAAAUAUUCCAUGAAAA
Chrysemys picta bellii (western painted turtle) is the source of this 3022-nucleotide messenger RNA. RefSeq names its product sphingomyelin synthase 1 (gene SGMS1). The record is from RefSeq and is a predicted model, not a curated record. Gene Ontology annotation, biological process: sphingomyelin biosynthetic process; ceramide biosynthetic process. Lineage: Eukaryota; Metazoa; Chordata; Testudines; Emydidae. Gene Ontology annotation, cellular component: Golgi membrane; plasma membrane; endoplasmic reticulum membrane. Gene Ontology annotation, molecular function: sphingomyelin synthase activity; ceramide cholinephosphotransferase activity; protein binding.